Molecule: messenger RNA, 836 nt
Organism: Drosophila willistoni
Lineage: Eukaryota; Metazoa; Arthropoda; Insecta; Diptera; Drosophilidae
Exons: 3
Coding region: 161-775 (204 amino acids)
Source: RefSeq, a predicted model, not a curated record
AUAUGAUUAUAAAAUACAAUUCAUGAAAUUGUCGGGAUCGUUUAAUUUUUUCUUGCAGUGUGAACGAAAUAACCGAUUGUUCGAUGAUUGACAAUUUCGAUUGAUGUAAUUAUUAAACUUUGAACGCUCCAUUAACCCAACUAAAACUACCUCAAUUAAGAUGUAUUUUAGAUACACGUACACACAUAUGUAUAUAUACCAACCAACAGAUAAUAUCGCUCUAGUUUGUGUCGGGAUCAUCAUGCGUUUGAGGCUAACUCUUUCAAUAGUUCUCCUAAUAUGGUUGGCAUAUAUCCUCCAUACUGGAGCUAUUGUCUUCAAACUGACAAAUGCUGUGUGCGAGUCGUAUAACAAAUCAUGGGUUGUGGUUCACAAUUGCCGCCUGCAUGCCAUUAAUCGGAAUAAGACCAUCAUGAAUAUGAAUUUGACAUUCUUGUAUCCCGUAUCCAAUAUUCAAGUGCGUUUACAAUUGAAGAAAAGAGCAAAUGGCUAUAAGCCUUUCCUCUAUGACUACACUUUUGAUGCCUGUGAAUUUAUGCGUAAACACAAUCAUCCUGUGGUUAAUGUUAUCUUGAAUCUUAUCAAGGAUGUCUCCACAGUGAAUCAUACGUGCCCGUAUGAGGGUACCCAACUUUUAAAAAAUUUUUAUCUGCGGACAGAAAAGAUGCCAGUCAUUUUACCCACUGGUGACUAUUUGUUAUCCCUAACUUGGAUGUUUUACCGCCGAAAGCAAUUUAUAACUGACGUUUACUUCAAUUAUGUGGAAGAUUGGUAAAUUCGAACAAUUAUCCCACUUAAUGAGGCGUAUAAAGUAUUUUAAAUAAAGUUAUAAUUUG